Rubroshorea leprosula is the source of this 645-nucleotide messenger RNA. Lineage: Eukaryota; Viridiplantae; Streptophyta; Magnoliopsida; Malvales; Dipterocarpaceae. The record is from the annotation of a GenBank genome assembly.
GAUCUCUGCAGACCCUAAUCACAAAUCCUAGCGAGAGAAAGGGGGAAGAGGAGUCGGUUUUGUCGGAGUAAAAUCGCCAUGGAAUACUCAGCUCGAAAAAGUCAAGGAGGAGGCCUCUUCGAAGGUCUCUACAGGGUUAUCAUGCGCCGUAACUCCAUCUAUGUCACUUUUGUCGUCGCCGGCGCUUUCCUGGGUGAGCGGGCUGUGGAUUACGGAGUUAAGAAGUUAUGGGAAUACAACAACGUUGGGAAACGAUACGAGGACAUUCCAGUUCUGGGACAGAGACAAUCAGAAGAAUGAAGCAGUGAUGUCCUUCCUGCCCAUUUAGAAGUUUACUAUAGUAUCUGGCUUGAGCAUAUAUAUCUAUUAUAGGUAGCAAUGCUCAUUGUUGCAAUAAUUGUUACUCACUUUAAUUCAACAGACAUGUUUCUUUUGGCCUUGAAUUGGUUUAAUUGUCUUUUUAAGGAAUUGAUUUGCCAACAAUUUGGAUGGCCAGUAUAUUUCAUUUCCUUUGCUGCCUUUUUCAUCCUUUGCUCUUCAUGCUGUAUUGCUUGUUACAGACUCAUAAUAUAAAUAAUCAAAUCAACAUGCUUUGUUACACUGUUGUUUGUAUGCUGUAGAGCUCAAUAACCUAUUUCAAGGUGA